AGCAGAGUCGUGUUUGUGGGGCAACACCACUCUUUCAGCAACAACUCAAUUAUCAUUUUAGUUCUAAUCCGUACACCAUCGGAAUCAGAUUGUAUCUCGCUUGAGGUGUGCUCCACACCACACCGAAAAAAAAUCCCUCUUCGCGCUAUCUUAUCGGCAAAGACACGGUGAAUUUUUCCACCGCAACAAGAACGAUUAAUUUAGUUCACAAGCAGAGUUGGAAAAGUGUAUUGCUCAGCGGAAAAUUUAUUAAAAUUUUCGCCUGACAGUGAAAAGAGGGGCGUAUUUAUAGCUGUGGUGGAUUUAUUAAUUUGUGCACGAAGAAUAAAUCAACACUACACGCGUUCCAUUGACGUGCGUGAAAGACGAGAAAAAUGAGUGUUCGUGGUGUCCUCAGCAGUUUGGAUUCGCACGAUCCAGAACUUAUUCGUCCCAUAAGUCCUGGAAUACUUCAAGCUGAAUUCUUUGAAUCUGACGGGAGCACUGAUUCAUCGAAUUUGCCAAUUGGUGCCGGUCAUACAAACAAGCAGGAUGGGAUUCAUGGAAAUUUGCCCAAUGAAAUUUCAGCCCCCUACGAAGUGCCCCAAUUUCCCAUUGAGCAGAUUGAGAAGAAAUUGCAAAUUCAGCGUCAUAUCAAUGUUAUGGAUAAGCAUGGUGUCCCCCCGGAGAUUACCGUGAAAACAUCCGAAACUGUGACGGAUAGUGCCAGCGAACUAGUCCCCAAUUUUCAGCGUGUCUCAAUUUCCGGUGAAGACACCAGCGGUGUCCCACUGGAGGAUCUCGAACAUGCAUCUCAGCUAAUCAUUGAAGCCAUAAAAAUGCGUCAAAAGUACAUGCACUGGUCCAGUCAAUCGUUCCCCGUAACCCUUUCAAACUACGUUGGAGACAUGGGGAAUACUGUACUUCACGAGGAGAAGAAAACUAUUGCAGAUCAUCCCGUUCAUGCGAUGCCAUCAUCCGAUCCGUGGGCAAUUGAGACACCCCCCAGCAAGGGAUACACCAUUAAGGCCGUCAAUGGAGUGUUCAAUUGCUUCCGUGAUGCAGAAUGUACGCAGAAUCUUGACUACCCAUACCCAAAGCUACCGCAAUUCAUUCAGGAUAUGCAAACAAUGUGUGCCAUGAUCGCAGAUGGACCUCUAAAGUCAUUCUGCUAUCGCCGAUUGAGCUAUUUGUACUCUAAAUUCCAACUUCACGUUCUCCUCAAUGAGCUCCGUGAGUUGGCAUCGCAGAAAGCAGUUCCGCAUCGAGAUUUCUACAAUAUUAGAAAAGUCGAUACUCACAUCCAUGCCGCAUCGUGCAUGAAUCAAAAGCACCUACUGCGCUUUAUUAAGAAGACCCUAAAGACAAAUGCCGAUGAGGUGGUAACCGUGACAAAGGGUCAACCGAUGACACUGCAGCAGGUCUUUCAAUCAAUGGAUCUGACUUCGUACGAUCUCACCGUGGACAUGUUGGACGUUCAUGCGGAUCGCAAUACCUUUCAUCGUUUUGAUAAAUUCAAUGCCAAAUACAACCCAAUUGGGGAAUCACGUCUCCGGGAGGUUUUCCUCAAGACAGACAACUACCUCAAUGGAAAGUACUUUGCGCAGAUUAUUAAGGAAGUUGCGAGUGAUCUUGAGGAAUCAAAGUACCAAAAUGCCGAACUAAGGCUCUCAAUUUACGGCAAAUCACGCGAUGAAUGGGACAAAUUGGCCAAGUGGGCUAUCAAUUCUAACGUCUACUCUGACAAUAUUCGUUGGUUAAUUCAAAUUCCUCGUCUUUUCGAUAUCUUCAAGACAAACAAAUUGAUGAAAUCCUUCCAGGAGUUUAUUGACAACAUCUUCAUGCCAUUGUUUGAGGUGACAAAUAAUCCGGAAGAACAUCCGGAACUCCAUAAAUUCCUUCAGUACGUUAUUGGGUUUGAUUCAGUGGACGAUGAAAGUAAGCCUGAGAAUCCCCUUUUGGACUACGAUAUUGCUGAGCCUGAGCAGUGGAAUGAUGAGGAUAAUCCUCCCUAUGCGUACUAUCUCUACUACAUGUAUGCAAACAUGACGGUGUUAAAUCAUUUCAGAAGGGAGCAAGGAAUGAAUACAUUUGUCCUGAGACCUCAUUGUGGUGAAGCUGGCCCCGUUCAGCAUCUCGUGUGUGGUUUUAUGAUGGCCGAAAAUAUCUCUCACGGCUUAUUGCUGCGUAAAGUCCCGGUUUUGCAGUAUCUGUACUACUUGGCACAGAUUGGCAUUGCAAUGUCCCCGCUGUCCAAUAAUUCCCUCUUCCUGAACUACCAUCGGAACCCCCUGCCUGAGUACCUUGCACGUGGACUCAUUGUCUCCCUGAGUACUGACGACCCCCUACAGUUCCACUUCACAAAGGAGCCCCUAAUGGAGGAGUACAGCAUCGCCACGCAAGUGUGGAAGCUCAGUUCGUGCGAUAUGAGCGAAUUGGCGCGCAAUAGUGUGUGCAUGAGUGGAUUCCCGCAUAAGAUGAAGCAACACUGGCUCGGACCAAACUACACGCAGGAAGGGAUUGCUGGGAAUGAUGUAACUCGUACCAAUGUACCCGAUAUUCGGGUUGCAUUCCGCUUUGAGACCCUAACUGGGGAACUUAAAACCAUUUUCAACACCAUCAAGGGUAAGAAGUAAAAACAACAAGAAUCCUCGCCCUUGCUCAUGGAUCCCCCACAGUGGUGGUCCAAUCUCUCUAUAAUCUCCAAAAAAAAAAUUAGAUGAAGAAACAUUGCGCUGACCUACAUUGUCGUAUAUAAAAGGAACUUUUGCAUGUCAACGCGCCAAUUCUUUUGGUUGUAAUAUCAUACAGUGUUGUGCUCUUAGUUGUUCUUCCGCAAAGUCAACAACAACAAAAUUAUAUUAACCAACAAAAUCUCAACCAAUACGGAUCUAAAUUUUGCGGCUUUUCGGGGUAGAUCGACAAAAUUAUAUACAUAAAUACAUUAUUAAAAAAUUUAUGCACAUUAUAGGAAAAAUUAUAUAUAUCUCCCAUUCAUUGUUACACUGUUAAAAAAUAUAUAUUGGUAUAUAAUUUAAAUAGAUGAAAGUAAAAAAAAAUUGUUAGCUGUUUUACACUCGUUUUCAAUAAAUGGAUGACAUUAUGAUGGUUGAAAUG
Molecule: messenger RNA, 3096 nt
Organism: Lutzomyia longipalpis
Lineage: Eukaryota; Metazoa; Arthropoda; Insecta; Diptera; Psychodidae
Product: AMP deaminase 2
Exons: 7
Coding region: 375-2615 (746 amino acids)
Biological process (GO): IMP salvage; AMP metabolic process
Cellular component (GO): cytosol
Molecular function (GO): AMP deaminase activity
Source: RefSeq, a predicted model, not a curated record